Molecule: messenger RNA, 2665 nt
Organism: Manis javanica (Malayan pangolin)
Lineage: Eukaryota; Metazoa; Chordata; Mammalia; Pholidota; Manidae
Gene: CLN3
Product: CLN3 lysosomal/endosomal transmembrane protein, battenin
Biological process (GO): lysosome organization; lysosomal lumen acidification
Cellular component (GO): membrane; lysosome
Source: RefSeq, a predicted model, not a curated record
AAGGCUGGGUUGGUGGCUCCAGUGGCGAUUUCCUCAUCUGUAGUCAUUCCUGCAAAACAAAUCUUGGCUAAGCUUUGUAUUGUAGCUAUUUGUGUCUACCUCCCAUCCUCCUGUGAGUUCCUUGAGGGCAGAAGCCGUGAAUGUUGCUGAAUUUCUAGAGCCCUGCAUGGGUAGAAGGAUCUGGUUUUUCCAUUGGUUGAUUUGACCUGGGAAGCAGACCAAAGGGGGCACAUUUCAAAUAGUAUCUGAGGGCCUGGUGGUGAGAAAGAACUGGCAGAGGUGGGCCCCUGCUGUUGGAAGCCCACAGGAGAGAUUAGCAGGGGAAAGAUGUGAAGAACAAAAUUCAGAAUGCUGCUUUACCACCUAGAGGAAGGGACUUCUCGGCAUCCCCCUGUCCCACGCCCAAAGCUGGGAAGGCUAAACAGAAAACAGAGAAGACCCGGAAGUUGUGAGGACCUCCAAGCACGUGAUGGGGAAAAAAACAAACAAACCCGGUGCUGUCACGUGACUCGCCAACCUGGCUGUACUUCGGAGCUGAACGUUCAGCUGCUCUUAAAGGUCGGAGCCAACCCUGAACUGUCACUGACUUUGAAAGCUUCGAAGAUCUGAACUUGAUGCCAUGGGAGGCUGUGCGGGCUCUGGUAGGCGCCUUUCGGAUUCCGACGGGGAGGAGACCGCCUCGGAAUCUCGGCCCGCUCUGUUGGACCGCCAGGGCGUCGACUGGAGGAGGAACGGGAUGGGUUUCUGCGCAUCAGAGUGGAUCAGUGGAUGAGAAAUGCCCAGGAACUGAAUCAUGGCUCCUGGGCCUUUGCAACAACUUCUCUUACGUGGUGAUGCUCAGUGCUGCCCAUGACAUCCUUAGCCACCAGAGGGCAUCUGGGAACCAAAGCCAUGCUCUUCCCUUCCAUCAGGUGGACCCAGACCUAGCACCCACACCCCACAAUAGUUCAUCUCGAUUUGACUGCAGUUCUAUCUCCACAGCUGCGGUGCUCCUCGCAGAUAUCCUCCCCACCCUCGUCAUCAAAUUGCUGGCUCCUCUUGGCCUUCAUCUGCUGCCCUACAGCCCCCGGGUUCUCAUCAGUGGGAUCUGUGCCGCCGGAAGCUUCCUCCUUGUUGCCUUUUCUCAUUCCGUGGGGACCAGCCUGUGUGGUGUGGUCUUGGCUAGCAUCUCAUCAGGUCUGGGAGAGGUCACCUUCCUCUCACUCACCGCCAUCUACCCCAGGGCUGUGAUCUCCUGGUGGUCCUCAGGUACUGGGGGAGCAGGGCUGCUGGGGGCACUGUCCUACCUGUGCCUCACACAGGCUGGCCUCUCCCCGCAGCACACCCUGCUGUCCAUGCUGGGCAUCCCAGCACUGCUGCUGGCCAGCUAUUUCUUUUUGCUCACAUCUCCUGAACUCCAGGACCCUGGAGGGGAUGAAGAGGCAGAGACAGCAGCUCGGCAACCCCUGAUAAACAGCGAAGCCCCACAGUCAAAGCCAGACUCCAGCUCAGACCUCUCCAUUCAGGAAAGGUGGACUGUGUUCAAGGGCCUGCUGUGGUACAUCAUUCCCUUGGUUCUGGUUUACUUUGCUGAGUAUUUCAUCAAUCAGGGACUUUUUGAGCUCCUCUUCUUUCAGAACACAUCCCUGAAUCAUGCUCAGCAAUACCGCUGGUACCAGAUGCUGUACCAGGCUGGUGUCUUCGCUUCCCGAAGUUCUCUCCGCUGCUGUCGCAUCCGCUGCACGUGGGCCCUGGCCCUGCUGCAGGCUGAAGUACUUUCACAUAGCCAACAUUCAGUUUUUCAAGAUCACAUGUCUACAGCUGCUGAAGGUCUCUGAACUCACCUCAGAGUAAUGAAUCAGAACCUCUGAGGGCGAGCCGUGUGCGAGUAACGAGCUCCAGGCGAUCUCUAUGUACUAUGAAUGCCGUAGUGGCCUACACACUGGGAAGGCAGCCCUAUGUGCUCAAGACUGGGGCAGUGGGAUCCCCUGAAGAACUGGGGUGCAGAGGAGGGACCUAACGCCCUCAGGUGGGGUCAGAGAGGCUUCCUGGAAGAUGUGGGAACAUCUAAGUCAGAGGUCCUCAGACCUGGCACUAUUGACAUUUGGGGCCGGAUCAUUUUGUGUUGUGCCAGCCUGUUCACUGUACGAUGUUGAGCAGCAUCCAUGGCCUCUACCCAGUAGAUGUUGGUUGCACUCUCUCUCCCCAGUUGUGACAACCAGGAACAUGUGCAGAUGUUACCACAUGUUCUUUGGGUGGCAAAGUCACACCCAGUUGAGAACUGUUGGUCUAACCAUAGCCUGGUCUAACAGUUUGGUAAAGUGGUGGGAAACUCUAUUCAGGAAGUCCGUGGGAGGAGGAACAUGAUGACGGGAGAGUGGCCCUGAUCUAAAGGCUCAACUGUGAAAAGUGGUGACUAGGAGAUCCCAAAUGAGGGAAGGGGGGUUAGCAUUCGGUGGUAUGGUAGGAGGGACAUGAGCAAAAGGCAUGGUGUGGGGUGCUGAGAUGGGGUAGGGAGGCCUCCCCUAGGUCCCAGGGAAUGUAAGCCAGCUGGGUGUUGAGAUCUGAUCCAGUCCUGUCAGCCCUCUCCCCCAUCAGCAUCUCCCAGAUGGGGUGCUGGAUGGGAUGGCAGCUUUCCUUCCUGCCUGCCUCCAGUCCCAGCCUCAGCCCUGUCCUCUGCAUGCAC